Molecule: messenger RNA, 4571 nt
Organism: Plutella xylostella (diamondback moth)
Lineage: Eukaryota; Metazoa; Arthropoda; Insecta; Lepidoptera; Plutellidae
Molecular function (GO): protein binding
Source: RefSeq, a predicted model, not a curated record
ACACCACUAUGCGGUUCAACUGGUUUUCCGAACAUACAUAAUUAAUUGUAAUACAUUUUCACCAUUCAUUUCAGUAUACCUACUUUAGGUAAACCAUCAUUAACAUUAACUUUACCAAUGAAUGUUAGAGGCAUGUUUCAUUCGUUUCGUAAUGCCUAGUCAUUAUUAAAUAAGGAAAAACUUCAACAAAACAUCUUAAUUAGCAAAGACUUAAAGCAAACAACGCAAUAAGUAAGUACCUUAACAAACCGAGCCACUGAAACAAAAAAAACAUUACCAGUAAACUUUGUCUCUUCGCCGUCGCUUACUCUUUGACCGUCGAGGCGACUGAAACUGAAAUACACCUUUAGUUUCAGUGCUGGCGCAGUCACGGAGGCAAGCGCCCGUUCCCCGCUGGCCCGAUCCGCGCGUCAAUUUUUAAUCCAUGUCGUGGCCAACUCCUGAACUCAAUCGAAUGCUACACAGGACCCCUUCCACCCUCUAGGUUUAACUCCCCUGGAAGUUCGAAGUGAACCUUCGGUGUGCCCGUUCGAAGUAUCGGCGUAGUAUAUCGGAGUAGCGUACUGUUGCCGCGAGUUUUUCUGUCGCGUCUGUGUGUUGUUUAAGUUGUUGAAGUGUUACUCUGUGGCUGCUGUUUCACGCUCCUCCUCUGCUUUCUUCUUGGGACAGAAGCGGCAUGGCAUGAGCGGCUCGGGAGGCGCGACAUGCGGCGCGCGCCGCCCGCGCUCCCCGCCGCCGCCGCCGCCACGCUCGCCGCGCUCUCUCUACUGCUGAGACUCGCUCACGCCGGUUCAAUGGGUCCCGGUGUCCCCGAGAACAUAACAGUGACGUUCCUGAACCCGACCACGGUCCGCGUGUCGUGGUCCACCGCGGCCGAGCUGGUCGAGAAGUAUGACGUCACGUACAAGCCCUCCGACGCUAGUUACAGAGUGGUCCUCGAGGUCGCUGGCAACAGUGACGCGGUGGUGCUGAGCGGCUUGGAGGCUGACACCCAGUACCAGGUCACAGUAGCCGCCUUGUGGAGUGGCCGCAAGUUCCGGAGUAGGCCUAUUGUCUUCCGCACGCUGGAGCCGCCACGCACUUCCCCGCAGCAGGACGGCGGGCUGGCGGGCACGGCGCGCCCCUCCGCCGCGCCGCCCGACCCCUCGCCCACCUUCCCCACGAUACGAGGUGUCGAAAUAGGAAUAGUGGUGAUGGUACUAUUAGUGUGGAUAGGAGCCAUAGCCUUAUUCUUCAACCGCUGGGGCAAGAUCCGAAUGCUGCUGCCAUACCAGCCAGACUACAAGCAAGAGCAACUAAAGGUGCCUGGGAGCAGCGCGCUGGCGGCGGCGCAGGCCGGCGGGACCUGCGGGGCACACUCUGCACCGUCAGCAUGCUCGCACAUGCGGUGGUCGCACGCACACACGCAAAGCCUGGAGUGUGAGGAGCGUCUGCUGUCGCGAUGUAACCGGCCGCGGGUCAACUCCGCCAUCUUCAUGUCGGCUGAGCCGGCCGGGUUCGCCGGGUUUGAUGCCAGCGAGUUCCUGAGGAGGCAUGGCUCGCAGUCGAAGCUUUGUAGGAAGGCUAGGUCAGCGGACAACAUCCCAUUGACAACACUAUGCGAUUCCUCCGAGCGGCUCUGCACGAUCAAGCCGCCUCGUGAGGAGACCAUCAGCGAAGAGUACUCCAAGUCCGAUGACACGAGCAGUAGCGUGGAGACCGUCAAGCACUUCGGUCUGCCCAUCCUCUCCGUGUCUGGCCCCUCACCCCCCGAGGAAGACUAUGACCAAAUAGACGAGUAUCUGUAGCAUUUCCACACCAGCUUCCAACUCAAAUACGUGUUGGAGCAACGGCCGCCGUGGAAGGGCCCCGCACAAAACGUUUAGGCGUAUCUUCUAGAAGUUUCCGGACGUUUCGGUUGAUAGUGAUGUGAGUGACAACGAAACUUUACUCGGUUUGGAAAUGUGUGUCUUGUACAGGGACCAUAAUUGGGUGUUCUUGCGAACGGUUCAUUUGAGAAGUUUGACUUUUGUUUGUGUGUUUCUCUGAAGGCGUUAUUGUAAGGAGCUAUAGUUUCUGGAUACUUUUAGGUGUAAGGACUGCACAAUAAAUUUAUCUGUAUUUCAAUACUAUACCCAGUGCCACUUUUGAAUUUAAUAAUAGGUAUUUGGAGUAGUGAUGCUCUCUCUAGUGUUACGCUCGAAAAGCAAUUGUUUCUAUAAUUAUGUUAGGUUUAAGUGUAAAUAUAAUUACAAAUUCUUCUGCAAUUUAGCAUAAAAUAUAAUUUCAAUUAAACUUAAAUUCACGUUUGUUGUGUAAAAUAUCCUUAGUACCUAAUUUGAUUACCUCCUUUUUUUACAAAAUACAAAUGUGAACUUAUUUAGUUAUUUUCGUUUUAAGGAUAAUGCUUGCAAUUUAAAAUAAAAAGAUUUUAUGACAGUAUGAAAGGUUGAAAUUUGGUCCAAUGUAUGAGAACUAUUUAGGUAUGUGCACAAGGGUAGUAAGAAAUCUUAUGUACUUAUAUAAAUAAUAAUAAUAUAUAAUAUUUCAUAUAACACUUUAAAACAUAGCUACUUCAAAGAUUAUGUUUUCACGGACCAUCAUAUCGUUUGUAAUUUCCCUUUGUUUCACAAUGUCUGAAUAAAAUGUAUCAGUGGAAAAACAAUGAGUUGCCAUUCUCUGAAUUUGUUUCGGCGCCAAACGAACAAAUUCGUGAAAUAAUACGUUUUACAGAGUGCAAAGACAGUACUAAAAUCACAAGAUUUAAUCCCAAAACACAUGUGAAUCUACACAUGGUGAAAAAGGCACUUAUGUAUAAAUUCUUGAGCCAAAGAGCUAAGUGAGAUUUUAAAUUCCAAGUAUUUCAACUAUGAAGAGCUAUAACAAUUUAAAAAAUCCUAUGACACUUCACUAAACAAAUAAACAUAUAUUAUUAUUUAGUAAUAUGGAAAGUGCGCAAUUUUUUGUAUACUGGGACAAACCUGUUUUUCCGUGGGCUAAACAAUUACAUUUUAUAAAUUAUUAUGAACUAUAAGAUUACAUGGCUAACCUUUUGGUUCGUGCAAUUCGCACUAACUAGGUUUGCGUAAAAAAUUACAUUAACAUUACAACUGUAAUGAAUUUCUGCAAAUAAAUGUAGGUUUAAUAUCCCCUAAGUAAUAUAAUAUAUUAUGAGAUGUUAAGUCAAUUAAAAUACUUUUUCCUUGUAGAAUCUCUAUGGAAUGUUGGUGGUUUUAUUUACUGGUAUGACGGGACCAGUUAAAUACGAAAAAUAUCCAAAAAUGCCUUAACAAGGUUUUUCCUUAUUCAAUUGUAGACCCUAUAUGUAUAUUAAUAUGAGUGUAACUUCUAAACUAAGACUAUAAUAUUCCCUCCACUACCUACAGUAUAUUUAUUAUUUGUAAAUUGUCACAAUUAUUAUAAAAAAAGAGAUGAUGGAUCACUAAUUUAUCAAUAUUUAUGUAGGUCUUAACUAUUUGUAAAAAAAAUAAAAAAUAACAAAGUUUAUUUAUCCUGAUCAACCUUAUAUUUAUAAUACCUUUUCUAUAAAUAAUAAUACUAUCACUUUUGUUUUCACUUGGCAUAACACUGUUAUAAUGGCUUCCAGAAAAUAUCUACAGAUCAAACUAUACUUCAUUUCAGCUUAGAUGAUUGCGCUGACGUAUUGAGUUUUACGGUUUUAAAUACAUCCCAUAUUGUAUUUGGUGUGUGUGUGCAGUGCACUGAAUAAACGUUUUCUUUCUUUCUUCUUAGUUCUAACUAUUUUGCUUAUCAACUUAUUAUUAUGUACAGUUGUAUCCAAUGAAAUAUAAUUAAUAGACACAUGAUAUUCCAAUAUAAUUUGUGCGUAUUUUGGAAAAACAUGAAGUCUCACAGCGAAAGCGAUCAUCUUAGUUGAAAAUAACUACAGUCCAACUAUAAAGUUCUGACAUAAAAGAGUGCGAUUUUGCAAAGACUUUUUAUCAUUAUCAGGUAUUGAGUAACAUUUACAAACAUUUAAAAAUAAAAUACCGUUUGGGAAUGGCUUUUUAACGGAUUUGUCCAUUAAUAAUAAAAUACAUCAAUUAAAUACGGUCUGUAACAAUUAGUUAGGAUCCACUUCCGUUUUCAGGACUUUAUAGUUUUACUGUAUAUCGGUAUACAUCACUAGGCAAGUAGGCAUACCGAUAUACUAAGCAUAUCGCUAUAAAUCGUACAAUCAACAUCGAAAUGUUAAAUAAGUACCUACCUAAAUAAUUAAAAGUAUUUUUAUUUGUGUUGUAAAGCCUCGGUUCAUUUAUUUAAUCCGUUGUUUAAAUAUAAAAUAAGUACAGUAACAGUAAGUAUCUAUUAUAAACUUGUAUUACAUAUUACAUACCCUUUUGUCAUGAAAAUAUCAGAAUUGUAAAUAAUCAAUUUCCUAUACAUACAUAUCUGUUGUACUUCGCACGGAAAAAAAUAUUAAAAUUGCAGAUUAUAUAGAUUAUACAUCAUCUUAACAUUAUUUUAAAAAUAGGUGUAUGAAAUACAUAAGAUAUUAGUAUUUAUUAAAACUAUAUUAUAUACCUACCUAUAAUACCUAUCACGAAGAAAAUAAAUUAAAUUUUACGAAG